Molecule: messenger RNA, 3379 nt
Organism: Hypanus sabinus (Atlantic stingray)
Lineage: Eukaryota; Metazoa; Chordata; Chondrichthyes; Myliobatiformes; Dasyatidae
Exons: 4
Coding region: 21-2324 (767 amino acids)
Source: RefSeq, a predicted model, not a curated record
GGCGUGGUGAUGAGACAGCGAUGGUGAUCAUGAGUCACCAGUGUAAGUUGAAGAGGAGCAGAACGAGGAUUCUCAGCUACUUCCAGACUGUACAGGGUGGACCAAAGGAAAGGAAUUGUCCCCUUCCCACAGCCAUGAACUCACAAGUCACAAAGGACACCCUGAAGACAGCUGAAGCUCAUAAGACAGUUAUUAAAAUUAAGCGCAGAAAGACCAGGAGGGAGCUGAAUCGUGCAAAAUUUGGCAAAGCGGUUGUUGAAAAGCUGUUUAAAUGCAAAGCAAGCCGCCCAUUUCAGGACAUGCCUCCAGCCGAGAAGUGUCACUGUCAAUGUGUCAUCAGCUCUUGGGCAGCUGAGACCUCCAUUCCUAAACCAUCUCCAAACCCCAGCUGGAUUAUUACACAAAGCAGACUCACCCAUCACCUGGGGAUAUUCAAUAAGGAGGUCAAAUCUAUCAAUAUUGAGAGGCUUUUGGACAGGGAGCAGACAAAAGACUCUAGUCCAGCCAUCACCAAGGAGUCCACCACUACUAAAUUAGCAGAGGAGGCAAUGGAGGUCACGAGCUGUACCCCAGUUCCAAAAGAGGCAGUAGUUCCUGUCCAGCAGCCACGUUCCUUAACACCCAAACUACAGCCUGUCGUGGAGAAUGCUCGCACCAUUUUAGCUUCUCCCACCCAGGCCACAGACAGCAAAUCCCAAUGUCACCGUGGCCUCAAAGAGUGGGUAGUCCCCACCACUGAACUAGCUAACAAACUCAUCAAAACCUUAAACACCCACCAGGUGUUUCCGGGACAAAACCUGGUGCGCAGCACACAACAAGAGCUUGUGAAUAUUCUGAUAGAACGGCAUGGAAGGAAGACAGGUCCCUGGCUCCCAGCACUCUUGACAAAGCAAGAAUCAGCUGCUGCUCCCGUGACAGGGACGAGCAGACCACCCAGAUCCGGCUGCAGCCCACUUGAUGAAAGCACCAUUGUGAACAAAUCCUUGUCCCCAAAAGAUCAACGGAUUGAAGAUUCAUUCUUGAUUCAGAAUGAUGGUUCGGUUUGUGGACCUCUUUCCAGCACACAUUCAACUGUGGUGAGCCCCCUUUGGUCCCCGAAGCUGGACAGCAGUCGUUUUACUGGAGGGAAGAUCUUCGGGAUAUCUUUGAGUGGUACUCCAGGGCAGUCAGGCUUCAGCCCACGGAAGGUCAUCUGCACCACUGCCUCUCUUCUUGGACCGCAGGUGGGUAGUUUUGCAGGGAACCAGGCAGAUGAGGAGCGUGCCCUCAACACCUCUGCUCGCCAACAGCUGUGGCCAUGGAGAAACACCGGCAGUUUAUGGAGAAGCAAGGCUGCCCCAGGAAUUCCCCGAAGUCCUGUUGUGAGGAGGGACUUCCCCUUCACCAGAUGGGAGCUCAGCCCGGAAACAACAGACCUGGGCCAGACAUCGGCUGCUCAGAAACGGGCACUGCCAUCCAGUGCCUCCUCGCCAUUCUCCAGCCGCAGCCCUCAUCAGCGGAUGCCAAAAGCCAACAGCUCGCUGGCACGGAUUCUGGAGGCUUACCAGGAUACCCCAGGCAGGGGUCAGUGGAGCCCACUGAGCCCAAAUCCAGGGAAGAAGACCAGGGCUCAGGGAAGUUGGGGGCACUUGGAGUGUGGGCUAGGGACCGCUGGCCACAGCAAAUGCUGGAAUGAGGUGGAUGAAGACCCCAUCUUCAGAAGCACGGGUGGGAGGCACCCAGUGGGAAACAAAAGACCUCUGCCAGAGUGCAGGCGCACAAGAGAGAUGCCGCCCCUCCCACUGCAGCCUCACUCGCUGGCAAAGGGUCGGGCUUGGCCUCAAGCUGGAGCAGACCGGCCCUCCUCUCCCCAGUGGCUUGGCGUGCCCCCCUGGCAAACCACACAAGAGCCAAGCCCAGAGGGAGUGCUCCAUGCCUCUGUGUUGGAGCCAUCACCCUCACUCCUGUGUGGCAGGGCAGCGGCCAAAGCAAGUCCACACCACAUCUGGGAGUCGUCAGCCUCAGGGAACGGUGCUCAGACCCACUACGGGCUAAUCCACGGCUCGCCCAGAACUGGCACCUGGGAUGGGAAAGACUCCAGCAAGGGUCCACUGAUGGACUCGCAUGGCAGGGCUUACCUGAACUGGAAUGGGGCACAGGCAUGCCAGCUGGUUCCAGGAGAAGGACUCAGGUGCAGAGUGGAGCCCCUGCCCCUCUCCUUGUGUUACCCACCGUCUGACUGCCUGGAAUGGAGUGAUUUGCCACUGCCCACUGUCCUCCCAAAGAAUGGCUGGGGCAGCAGCAGUCCAGAGCCCUGGCUCUACCCCAGGAUGAAACUCUACUGAGCCAGCAAUGAGUAGCGGGCAAGUGUGGGGCAGGGCAGGGGGCUGCACCGCAGUGAGGAUGGGAUGGACAACUGGCGGCAGUGCAGCAGAAUCCCAGGCAUGCGGCAGUACAAGGUCCCAGAGGUUAGGAGAUGGUCAGCGUCUCUGCUGGAAGCCAGACCACUCUAUGGGAGCCGCCAAGCAUCUUGCCAGCAGAAUCCGACACCCUUGGGUGGGACAGAGUUCAGCUGAGAUGUCAUUGCCAUGCUUGGGCCAGAGUGCCGGGAAGGAAGGGAGCACAGCACUGUGUGGGGAAGGUGGAGUGGAGUCAUGGGGUGCAAAGCAAUGGAAGGGGUCAGAGGGGAGUGUAGAGGAGCAGUGCUGUGUAAAGGAGGGAGGUUGGAGGGGGAGGGAACACAGAGGAUUGGAGAGGAAGGGUAUGCACAGGAAGGAGUUACAGAGCAAGGCUGUGUAGAGGAGAGUGGUGGCUGGAGACCAAAAUGCCAGAGACCUUAUUUACUGAUCCUGGAUAUACAUGUGGAUUUGACCCCAGAGUCCCUGUACUCACUACACUGACCCCGGGUGUAGGAGGGUCCUUUGUUCUGUAUUAUGAUCCUAGGUGGCAGUGGGGACUGCUCCAGGGGCUGUGUGCCUGAUCUUGAGUCCUCUGGCCUCUAUUAGACCUGUGCUCCUCCCUCCCUCUUGUUCCACACCAUACCUUGUGCCUCCUAUGAUCCCUGAGGCUGACUCACUGGCCACGGCUCAGCCAAAUGUUUCCACAGGAGAUACGGUCUCACUCUCAGGCGUGCUCUGACUGCUGCGCCCUAUGCUGUUCUGAGAAUUCCUGGAUUGCUUCCCCCCCCCCCCCCAUCCUGUGCUGUUGGGAGUGGGUUUAGAUUGGCAAGGUCCACCGAUAUCAUGGCCCUUCCAUUGAACUCGUGACCAGCCGAUGUCUGACUUAAUUCCCUGUUGUCUGAAAGUGACCCUUCUCCAUGAUGCACCCCUUGCAAGCUGGACAGUGAAUAGUUGGCAUUGACAGAGGGCCUCUGGUAUCGCUCGAGUCUCACUGGACAGUA